Molecule: messenger RNA, 2577 nt
Organism: Mus caroli (Ryukyu mouse)
Lineage: Eukaryota; Metazoa; Chordata; Mammalia; Rodentia; Muridae
Source: RefSeq, a predicted model, not a curated record
AUGUCAGAAAAUUUCCAAAGUUCACCUUUCUUUGGGACAGAAAGAACUCUGUACCCUUCUCUGCCUCUACUGAGCAACUCCGGACAGCCUGCAGGAACGGUGUGCAACUUUUCCGGGGUCUCCACCCCAGAUGUGAGUUCAGCAUGGCUUCUACCAUCAGCAUCCAGCACUUCUCUCCAGCCACUCAUGGGUAAUGCCUAUCUUAACCCAGAUGCUGGCACAACCAUGCUGACAGUGCUAACAGAGCAGGGCCAGAUUUCCACCUCAGCACCCUCCUAUCCAGGUCCUCUCUAGUGGGAUUACACUGGAAGCACUCAUGGGAGGGAAGAUGCACUCCAGGAAUUCAAUAUGACCCUCACUGACCAGGAUACUACACUUUCCUCCCUGGCUGUGACAAACCAGUGUGAUAAAAUUUUAGAUCCCAAUGGCAUAGUUCCUCUUCAUCCAACACUGCCUGCCAGCUUUGUCCAGGUCACACCACCACAGAUGCCAAAUCAAGGAUACAGCCUGGCACCUUCCUACCAGGAAGGCAGCCAGUUCUAUUACUAUGAGCACAACAACCUGGGCCCUCUGAUAGCCAGAGAAUUUGGGCAGUGUUUGCAGGCCCACGACUCCGUGUCCUACCCUGGGAGUCAGACUUCUGUGCUCCAACCAGAGAUGGUGAUGGUGCUAAAGGAGAUUCAGCCAAUGAAUAUCCAAAUACCACUUUUUACCUCUGCCUUCUCCUAUUACACAUCUGCUCAAUCCAUGCCAGACAAUGGUCUUCCCGUGGUUCAAAUGGAGACAUCCCUGGGAUUGCCACCUUCAGGCCAGACACACUGUCUGCUGCAGAGUCCAGAACUCUGCAACACCUGUGUCCAGGUUUCCCAGAUAAGGCCAUCAGCUGUCAAUGGGGACAGGGCAUUAACAGCCCUCAUCCACAGUCCUUCAGAGUUCCUGGCCUUGCCUCCAGCUCCAAGCCUGGAACAACCGGAGAACAAAACCAUGCCUGAGACAAANGAGGGCACAAAAGAAAACCAAGACACGCCAAUCCUGACUUUGGAACACGCUGACUUGCAGCAGCCUCUGCACUGCACUGAGACUGAGAGCCUCAGGCAGAAGCCUGAUUCUGAUAACGCCCAUUUGGGAUGCAUCAGCAUGGGUCCUAAAGAGCUUGUGGGGCUAGAGAAUGAGAUUGGAUCCAGCUUUGACUUUAAAGACAUCACUAGGUUUGGGGCAGACAUUCAACUUCCCCAACUCCUAAACACCCUCACAGACAUAGACCAAGGUCAGUCCUGUGAAAACUGGAGAGUCACCAAUGUCCCCUCUGACCAGGUGAGGAAGAACAAACAUAAAUCCUUUGAGUUGCUUGAGGGGGCUCCUCAGGCCAAAAUCCAGUACCAGGACCUGGUGGAGGGAGAGGGGGCUGUGGGUGUUGCUGGGGCCAGUGACAGGGCUAUUGACAACAUGGCAAAGCACCCAGAAGGCAAAGCUCCCAAAGGGCCCCCCAGCAAGAGCAAAAGAGGUAGAAAACAGGGGCAAGAAAGACCAAGUGGACCAGAGAACAAAUCCAAGAAACCAGAGGAGCUUAAGCAGUCAAGGAAGAGAGUCAAAGCAGAAAAGGAGCCCACCAUCCCCAAGACCAACAGGAAGAGGAACCCACCUGAGCUCAGUCAAAACAGCUUCAAGAAGCCUCGAACCAACCUUGCAAUGCACAUGCUGGAGUCCGUGCAGGUCUUCCACCCACUGGGGAAGAAGAGUGAGAAGAAAUCUGGCAUCUCUUCCUUCAGAGGUCUGCAAACCUUCACCAGCAACAAAGAUCCAGGUCCAGGCUCAGUUACUACAACAGUGUUAAACAUGCCAUGUGAGGGCCAGCAUCCUCCCAAAAGCCCAGGNAAGGUNCAGNGANCAGAGAGCAGUGUUAACAAAGAUUGUCUAUCUCCAUCCCAGUGUGAGCUGCCCCCAGCUGGGAAGGUCAAGUUAGUUCCUCUGCCUUUUCCAACUCUCGACAAGCCUCAAUCCAGACCUGCUUCUAGAAAGCCCCUUUCCCUGGUUGUACACAGGCCCACUACAGUUUACCCUGUGCAGCAUCACUCUCACUCAGCUCAACCUACCACACUCAGGCCAGACCAACCACCUCCUGUGAACACAUCUUUGAUAGGCUCUGCCAAGUCAGCUCCUGCAAUUUCCUCCAGUGCCACUAGACCUAAUGUAACCAACCCCAACCAGUCUAGUGCUGUGCCCCAGUUGGCCACCUCGAGGCCUGUACCCUCCAGAGCAUCAUCUCACACAUCAUUCCAGAGAGAGCUUGUUUCUGCUGCCAGGAACAAGGUACCACCAUCUCCCAAACCUCAAACCCAAUAUCUGCUGCAUGACUUCAGCCGCCAACCCAUUCCAUGGAAGAAAGUCGACAUUCUGAGACCAGUUGUCUCACAACCCAUCACAAAAGAGCAGAGGCCAGAGAGGGAGGCCAUGAAGCGGCAAUCCCCACAAGAACGUGAGAAUGCUGUCCAGAACCCCUCUACUGGGAAACUGCAGAUUUUCCUUCAGAGGGAGAGGGAUAUGGAAAUUUCUCAAUAUUAUGCCUAUGCAAUGUAA